AUGAAUGGAUGGAGUGAUAAGAGCUUUACACAGUUAUUAGAACUUUUUAAAAAGAUGCUUCCUGAUGAUAAUGAGCUUCCUAUUUCAACUUAUGAGGCUAAGCAAAUGUUGUGCCCGUUGGGUAUGGAGAUCAAGAAGAUACAUGCACGUCCAAAUGAUUGUGUAUUAUAUUGGAAGGAAUAUUGUGACUUGCAUGUAUGUCCAAAGUGUGGAGCAUCACGUUAUAAGAGAAAAAAUGGUGUUAAUGGGUGUGAGGAUAAGAAAAGCCCUCCAGUGAAGGUGUUAUGGUAUCUACCUGUAAUACCAAGAUUCAAACGUUUAUUUGCAAAUCCAAAUGAUGCAAAGAAUUUGCAGUGGCAUGCUAAAGGGAGAAAAGAAGAUGGAAAAUUAAGACACCCAGCCGAUUCUCCUCAAUGGAGGAACAUUAAUAGUAUGUUUCCUGAAUUUGGCAAUGAAAACAGGAAUCUUAGGCUUGGGUUAUGCACCGAUGGAAUGAACCCCCAUGGGCCUAAACAACCUGGGAACAACAUAGAUGUGUACUUAGCACCACUUGUGGAAGAUUUGAAAAUGUUGUGGGAUGAAGGCGUGAUGGUGUUUGAUGCAUAUAGUCAAACAAACUUCACUUUGCGGGCCAUGUUAUUUUGCACAAUAAAUGAUUUUCCAGCAUAUGGUAACUUGUCGGGGUAUACUACAAAAGGAGCGAAGGCAUGCCCUAUUUGUGAAGAUGAAACAACUGAUCUUUGGUUGAGUAAUAGUAGAAAGAAUGUAUUCAUGAGUCAUCGAGUCUUUCUCCCUACUAAUCAUCCUUAUCGAAAGAGGAAAAAGUGUUUCAAUGGAAAAACUGAGACUCGUGUGGCUCGCUUUCCAUUAUUAGGGCAUGCAAUUUAUGAACGAGUAAAAAAUAUUAAUGUUGAUUUGGGCAAAACGUCCAAACAUGCUGAAAAGGAGAAAAAUGUGUGUGACAGUAUUGUUGGGACGUUAUUAAAUAUCCAGGGUAAAACUAAAGAUGGCAUUAAAGCUAGAAAAGAUAUGGUUCCUUCAGGUUACUCGUCCAAUAUUAAAAAACUUGUGUCAAUGAAGGAUUUGAAGUUGAUUGGUAUGAAGUCUCAUGAUUGUCAUGUUUUAAUGCAACACAUGUUACAUGUUGUUAUCCGAGAUGCCUUACCAAAUGAUGUUAGACAUGCCAUUACAAAGAUUUGUUUCUUUUUCAAUGUCAUUUGUAAUAAAGUUGUUGAUCCAGAGAUGUUGGAUGAUUUGCAGGCAGAUGUGGUAGUGACUCUAUUAUUCUUAAGGUAUAUGUAUCCGUUUGAGAGAUACAUGGGGAUACUUAAAGGAUACGUGAGAAACCGAUUUCGACCAGAAAGUAGUAUCAUUGAAGGUUAUGCUGCUGAGGAGGUGAUAGAGUUUUGUACUGAUUAUUUGGAAAAUGUUGAAUCUAUUGGUGUUCCUAAAUCUCGCCACGAGGGUAGACUUACAGGAAAAGGUGUUAUUGGGAAUAAAACAGAUAUACCAAGUGCUGAUAUGCGUGAUAAAGCUCACCAACUUGUAUUGUAA
Molecule: messenger RNA, 1554 nt
Organism: Ipomoea nil (Japanese morning glory)
Lineage: Eukaryota; Viridiplantae; Streptophyta; Magnoliopsida; Solanales; Convolvulaceae
Exons: 5
Coding region: 1-1554 (517 amino acids)
Source: RefSeq, a predicted model, not a curated record